This is a messenger RNA of Camellia sinensis, 2553 nucleotides long. RefSeq lists its product as uncharacterized. NCBI's taxonomy places the organism in Eukaryota, Viridiplantae, Streptophyta, Magnoliopsida, Ericales, Theaceae. The record is from RefSeq and is a predicted model, not a curated record.
AUAGUUAGAAGAAAGAAAGAGUGAGUGAUGAGAGAGAGAGAGAGAGAGAGAGAGAGUGGGAGAGGACAAAGGACAGUUAGUUUUACUAGGAAAGGAGCUUCCUAAGCCGUAGGGAUGCUCAUAUCAGACAAUUCUCAGCCCUUCGAUUCUUUUUGGCGUAGGAUUCUCAGUUGAGUACACGUGCUUCCUAUCCUUUCCUUUACCCCUCUCUCUCUCUCUCUCCCCCUCCUUUUCUUUCAUCUUUGCUUCCAUGCAUGGAUUUCUCCUCCAAAUAUAGUCUUCCUAUGCAGAGUUAGAGAGAGAAACUAAAGACAGAUGAGAGAGAAACAUAAAGGCUUUUAAUUUUUCUCCUUUGCCUUGUUCAUCUCCAUCAUUAAGCAACAAAGGCAACACAACACAACCCAUCUCUUCAAAUUUGAUUUUUUUUUUUUUUUCUUCAAAACUUUUUAACUACCAGUGAGAGAGAGAGAGAGUCACUCAAAAUAUUCAAUACUACUCUGUUUCUUUGCUUCUUCUCUACAUCAGAUCUUGUUCUUCCCCAAGAAUUCAAUGAAAUCUGAGAUGGGUUCUUUAGUUCUCCAAUAAAACUCCAUUUUGGAUCGGAACAGAGUAAUUCAAGUUCCUGUGAUUAGAUUUGAAUUCUCUGAGUCUGUUUUCUGAUCUGUGUUCUCUCUUUCGAAGUUUAUUGUAAUUCUCAUCAAUGGAAGAAGAUCAAGAGUUCAAGCAUUCUUGCAAAUUCUGCAACAAGAGCUUCCCUUGUGGAAGAUCAUUGGGAGGUCACAUGAGGUCUCAUGUCAUAAAUUCCUCUGUUGAAACCGACGAAAAGCUCACCAAAAAGAAGCUCUCAUCGAUCAACAAUGGCGAAAACAAUGCUAGUUAUGGACUCAGAGAGAAUCCCAAAAAGACUUGCAGAUUUGCAAGGUCAAAUGGAGAAGAUGCUAUGUUUCAUGACAAGCUCUGUAGAGAAUGUGGCAAAGGCUUUCAGUCAUGGAAGGCCUUGUUUGGGCACAUGAAAUGUCACUCUGAGAGAUUUUCAUCAAACAGUGCUGUGGAAGUCAUCGACAGCCAAUCGGACAACGAAACAGCGGGGGCGGCACCGAAUCGGAAGAAGAGAUCUAGGAGAAUGAAAAUGACAAGGUACAACAACAACAACAUAGCCACAACAACAACAACAACCUCUUCCUCUGUUUCUGAGAUUGAGCAUGAACAAGAAGAGGUUGCUAUGUGUUUGAUGAUGCUUUCUAGGGACGUGGGUAGUAAAUUCAAUGGUUUGAGCUCUGUUACUGAGUCUUCUGAUAACAAUUUUGAGCUUUUGGAAGCUGGAUCAUCAAUUUUUCCUAGAAAAAUUGCUAAAAGGGGUAUUAUGAAUUCUUGGUCUGAUUGUGGUGAGGCUGUGAAGUUCAAGAAGCUGAGAAAUGGGAAGUUGGGGUCUAAAAUCUUGGAUUCUAUUUCACAAUUGGACACAAAUCAAUCAGAUUGCGUUGAAAAACUGUUUUCAAGAAACGGGUCUAAACUUAAUAAGUCAGAUUUUGAAGCAUCUGAAGUUGAAUUGGGAAAGGAUUUGAUGCUAGAUCAAGCUGAGAAACAGAGUAAAUUUGAGUGUACAACUUGUAACAAGACAUUCCAUUCAUACCAAGCUCUUGGGGGUCACAGGGCAAGUCACAAGAAGAUCAAAGGCUGUUUCGCUUCAAAAAUCGAUAGCAGCCCUGAAAACAGUUUUGAAACUACUGAGAUCACUCCUACUCCUAACCCAAUUCAUGAAAUCAAAUCCACAAACAAGAAGAACCCAAUUGAGCAAGAGACAAGUACUAGUAUUUGUGUGUCGAAGAAGAGCAAGGGACAACAUGAGUGUCCAAUUUGCUUCAAAGUGUUCUCAUCAGGACAAGCUCUUGGGGGUCACAAGAGAUCACACCUAAUUGGUGCCUCUUCUGAGGCCAAAAACAACCAAAGUAGUGGUGUUGUGAUUCAAAAGCCGAUAUCUGAAAUCCGCGAUCUUCUUGAUCUGAACUUGCCUGCUCCUGUCGAAGAAGAUAGUGGGCGCGUGCACGUUGAGUUCAAACCAUGGUGGGUUGAAAGCAACCACAAGCACGAGGCCAUGGUUGGUUUGAUCUCUAAUUGACGAUGAACUCGACGAUCAUUCAUAGUCCUAGCCUUGGUUUUCCAUGAUCAAAGUUUCUGUAUCUUUGGUUUUGUCUCUAAUUGAUGAUGAACUCGAAAAACAUUCAUAGUCCUAGCAUUGGUUUGAUCUCAAGUUGACAAUGAACUUGAUGAUGAUUCAUAGUCCUAGCCUUGGUUUUCCAUGAUCAAAGAUUUUCAAGAGUGUACAGAUUCAUUCAUUCUUUACAUAAUUGAAGUGUUUGCCGAGGCGAGGUAACAAUUCCCCAACUUGCUGCAGCUUAGGGCCUCUAAGUAGCCCAUCUUCAACUUCCCUAGUUACAAGUUUUUUUUUUUUUUGGCUAAUUUGUUUUGAAUUUUCACAUUAUUUCUUAUGUGUUUGUCAAGAGAAUAAUCUCAUAUUGUGUCAAAUCUAAGCUCAUUGAUAUGUUUUUACCU